Molecule: messenger RNA, 903 nt
Organism: Heterostelium album PN500
Lineage: Eukaryota; Evosea; Eumycetozoa; Acytosteliales; Acytosteliaceae
Exons: 3
Coding region: 1-903 (300 amino acids)
Biological process (GO): vacuolar proton-transporting V-type ATPase complex assembly
Cellular component (GO): extrinsic component of endoplasmic reticulum membrane
Source: RefSeq, a predicted model, not a curated record
AUGUCUAUCAAUCCAAAUAAGAAAAAGCAAGACCUUGAAAGGUUAAUGGCUAAAUAUUUCGAUGAAUAUCAAUCAUUACAAUUGUUAAGAAGUCAAUUGAAUGAAGCAUUAAAAACUGGAUAUUUCUUAAUGAGUAAAUCAAGAAUGUCAAUGGGUUUGAAAUCAUUGGGACAACUUCAAUAUCCAGAGAAUAUGAAAUCAUCUGUAUUAAUUAAAAAACCAAUAGAUUCAGAUUGUUAUAUAGAUUUAACCAAAGAUUGUUAUACAGUUCAAACUAAAGAAGAGAUACAACAGAAUCAUAAUAAUAAUAAUCAUAGCCAACAUCACAAACAACAACAACAACAGACACCUCAAGUUCUGCAGGACGACGACGAAGAAGACAAUGUGUCGCCUUUCAGUCAGUACAAUGGAACUUCAUCGAAUACAACUGCAUCGUCAAAGACUGCCACCACCGCCAAAAAAAUAGAAGAAGACUCUCAAACAAGAAAGAGAGCAACAGCAACAACAGAAAAGUCCGACAAUAAUAAUAAUAGCAGCAAUGGUAAUAAGAGUAAUGGUGGAAUGAUGAAAUCAACCUCGAUGAAUAGAAUCGAACAACUACUGGAUUCUGCAACACUGACAGAGAGUUUCACUAGCAACGGAAACAACGGAAGAAAACACAUCGAUACUGCCGAUCACACCACAUCGGACGACGAGUACGACGACUUCAGUAGUGACGACUACAGCGACGACGACAAGGACAGAGUCAGCCAGAAGAUGGUUUCACUCACCAAUCGUGUCAAGCGACAAAAGAAGAAAUCACUCAAAGCCAAUCCAAUCUACUGGUUCGGAUUCCUCACACCCACCACACUCAAACAAUCACAAUCACAAUUCAACCAAGGUAAGAAGAAGAAGAAGAAUUAA